Molecule: messenger RNA, 4029 nt
Organism: Ambispora gerdemannii
Lineage: Eukaryota; Fungi; Glomeromycota; Glomeromycetes; Archaeosporales; Ambisporaceae
Source: the annotation of a GenBank genome assembly
AUGACUAAUCAGACAGAAGAUAAACCAAAUAGUCAACCUAUCCUUUUCUCCAAUAAGUUAGAAUUUUAUCUAAAUGGAACGCGUGUAGAGUUAGAAAAUCCAGACCCGGAUACUACUCUUUUACAGUAUAUUCGGUCUAUUGGGUUAACUGGCACUAAACUUGGAUGCGCAGAAGGGGGAUGUGGCGCUUGUACCGUACUUGUCUCAUAUUAUGAUUCUACAACACGAAAAAUUAUAAAUUCAUCCAUUAAUGCGUGCCUGGCGCCUUUAUGCUCUAUUGAUGGAAAGCACGUGAUUACUAUCGAGGGAAUCGGAAGUUCACAUAAACCACAUCCCGUUCAGGAAAGGAUCGCGUUGUUACAUGGUUCACAAUGCGGGUUCUGUACUCCAGGAGUCAUCAUGUCGCUAUACGCGUUACUCAGGAAUCAUCCUGAGCCAUCAGAAAAAGAAAUUGAAGAGUGCUUUGAUGGCAACCUCUGUCGAUGUACUGGAUACAGACCUAUUCUUGACGCAGCAAAAACUUUCGCGUCAGAUUCAUCAUUUACUAUACAUAAAAACAGAAUCGAUGGAGACUCUGUCGAUUUGGGUGGUAGUUGUGUUGAUGAUGAUUCACAUUUGGAAACAUUGAAAAAGAAAGGAUGUGGGCGUGAGAAAUGUUGUCAGCUUAACGAAAAGCCUGAAGAUUUUAUCAUUCUUGAUAAAUUUCCACAGUAUAAACUAAAGCGUUAUGAUUCGUCACAAGAAUUAAUUUUCCCACCAUCACUCAUGAAUCGAGUUUCGAUGCCACUUUCUUUUACCGGAAGAAAAACGAAAUGGUUUCGACCAACAACUCUUAAUCAACUGUUAAACCUCAAGAGAUUAUAUCCAAAUGCAAAGUUGGUAUCGGGAAAUACAAGAGUUGGCAUUGAAACAAGGUUUGAGAAGUUAGAGUACCCGAUUCAGAUAUAUGUUGGAGAUGUCAAAGCGCUACAGGGUUGGGAAUUUGGAGAACAUGGUUUGACAAUUGGUGCAAAUAUAAGUUUUUCAAGACUUAAAGAGAUUUUGCAAGAUGCCUGUAAGCACUAUAAGCCAUAUCAAUCACAAGUUUUCCAAGCUAUCCUCAAUAGCUUGCGAUGGUUCGCCGUAACUCAAAUCCGCAAUAUCGCAACACCAGCAGGAAGCAUUAUCACCGCCUCUCCGACAUCAGACUUGAAUCCUUUAUUACUUGCAACAAACACUCUCUUCACACUUGCUUCAUCCACUAAUGAUUCCGACAAAAGUAAAAUUCGACGUGUUGUAUUUUCUGAUUUAUUCUGGUCCGGAGAUGGAAAGACAAUAUUAGCGGAAAAUGAAAUUCUCGAGUUAAUUUUUAUUCCGUGUUCAGUAGAACAUGAGUUUGUGAGAACUUACAAACAAGCGAAACGACGUGACGGAGAUGCCGCGAUAGUUAAUGCCGGACUAAGAGUUUCACUCGAUAAUGAAUUUCGGGUUAGAGAUGUUUCUUUCUCAUUUGGAGGAAUGGGUUAUGUACAUUUGCGUGCUCGACAGUCCGAAAGUUUCGUUAGAGGACAAAAAUGGGGCGACGAUGAAGUUCUUCAAAGAUUAUUAGAGACACUUUUACAGGAGCUACAACUUAACUUUUCUGACCCUCGUGGUAUGGCAUCAUAUCGUAGAUCUCUUGCGGCUGGCUUUGUAUAUAAAUUUUGGCAUGAUGUCGGAACAAAAGUCGGGUUAUUUACUAAUAAUGAAAGUAUUAAGAAUAUUGUUGAUGACGAAUUUAUUGAAAGAAUUGAGCGAAAGAUAUCUCGAGGCGUGCAAAGUUUUGGCAAACCAGAAGAUGAAAAGAUCCACGUUGGAAAAUCUAUUCCACAUGCAUCAGCUUUUUCGCAAGUGACUGGUGAAGCUGUGUAUGUGGAUGAUAUUCCAAGAAUACAUGGUGAAUUCAUUGACGCAAGUGAAGCCUUAGCACAACCAGGUGUGCGUGGUUUUUUCUUGGCCAAAGAUGUUCCUGGGGAAAAUAAUUGGGGUUUUGUUGUUAAAGAUGAAGUAGUUUUUGCGAGCUCGGAAGUGCAUUGUGUCGGACAAAUUGUUGGUCUUAUUGUGGCUGAUUCACAAACCAUAGCACAAGAAGCCGUAAGGCUUGUAAAGGUAGAAUAUGAACGACUUCCGUAUAUAUUGACUAUUGAAGAAGCAAUCGAACAGCAUAGUUUUUUCCCGGGAGAGCCUGAAUUCUCUCGAGGAGAUAUAGAUAAUGUAUUCAAUGAAGCUGAUCAUAUAUUUGAAGGAAGCUUUAGGAGCGGUAGUCAAGAACAUUUUUACAUGGAAACUCAAGCUUCCCUUGUUGUCCCAAAGCCUGAAGAGCAUGAAUUUGAGAUCCAUGCAGCAACUCAAACUCCUAAAGGAGUUCAAGAAGUUCUCGCUUCUGUGCUUGGGAUUCCAUCCAACAAAAUAGUUUGCCGAGUGAAAAGAUUAGGUGGUGCUUUUGGCGGGAAAGAAACUCGAAGUAUCCCAUUGGUCGCGGCGUUGGCAAUUGGGGCGUGGCAUACGAAAAAACCAGUCCGGUGCAUGUUGAAUCGCGAUGAAGAUAUGACGACUACGGGACAACGGCACCCGGCUUUUGCACGCUGGCGUAUUGGCGUGAAUAAGGAUGGGAGAAUAAAAGGACUCGAUUUGUAUAUAUACAUAAAUGCCGGAUGGUCUUUAGAUUUAUCAUCUGGUGUGUUGGAUUGGGCCAUGUUUCAUGCCGACAAUUGUUAUUAUAUUCCGAAUAUGCGAAUUCGGGGUAAAGUUUGCAAAACUAAUAUUCAUUCUAACACGGCGUGUCGUGGAUUCGGGAGUCCACAAGGAAUGAUGAUAAUGGAAAAUAUAAUGAACGAGGUGGCUGAUUCUAUGGGUGUUAAUGUUGAUUCAUUAAGAGAAAUGAAUCUUUAUAAAGAAGGGCAAAAGACACAUCUCAAUCAAAUUCUUACUGAUUGGCACCUGCCACAAAUGUAUCAACAUCUCAAAACAACAAGUGAAUUCGAGAAAAGAAGACGGGAAGUUGAUUCGUAUAAUGCAAAUCAUAAAUGGCGGAAACGUGGAUUAGCGUUUGUUCCCUCAAAACAGGGGCUAGGCUAUCCUCAUUUGUUUAUGAAUCAAGCAGGAGCGUUGGUUCAUAUAUAUAAUGAUGGGAGUGUGCUUGUUAGUCAUGGUGGCGUUGAAAUGGGCCAAGGAUUACACACCAAAAUGCUGCAAAUUGCAGCUGAAGCGCUUAGUGUUCCUUUAGAUCAGGUUCACUUAAUGGAAACUUCAACAAAUACUGUUGCGAACACAACUGCUACUGGCGGUAGUUUAGCUAGCGAUAUUAAUGGCUACGCUGUUGCAAAUGCAUCCCGAGAGCUCGCGCAGAGAUUACAACCAUAUCGCGAAAAGAUGCCAAAUGCAAGCUUUAAAGAGGUUGUUCAAGCAGCCUACUUCGAUCGCGUAAAUCUAUCCGCAAACGGAUUUUACAAAACCCCCGACCUCGGAUACUCCCUGGAGAAAAACCAAGGACAAAUGGUUUCCUAUUUUACGACAGGUACCGCGGUUUCCGAGGUCGAAAUAGACAUUUUGACCGGUGAUCAUACGAUACUGCGGAGCGACUUGUGUAUGGAUAUUGGAAAGAGUUUGAAUUAUGCGAUUGAUAUCGGACAGAUUGAAGGAGGGUUCAUACAAGGUGUUGGAUGGUGUACUAUUGAGGAAAGCUUAUUUUUGCAGAGUGGACAUCUUUUUACACGGGGACCGGGAAAUUAUAAGAUACCUGGCUUUAGGAAUAUCCCCCAGGAUUUCCGUGUUAGCAUUUUUCAGGGAGCACAGUACUCUCAUCUAAAAACCAUUCACAGUAGUAAAGGUAUUGGCGAGCCACCACUUUUCCUGGGGUCUUCGGUAAAAGCAAAUUCCGUAAACGAAAUAGUGAAUCUUUGCUCCCCUGCUACACCAGAACGAAUUCGUAUGGCAUGCAUCGAUCCUAUUUCUACGGCUGCAAGUGUCUCGAGGAAAGAUGGUGAAAAAUCUUGGACUGUGAUGGUUUAG